This is a messenger RNA of Aspergillus pseudotamarii, 694 nucleotides long. RefSeq names its product DNA-directed RNA polymerase II core subunit RPB9. Bases 199 to 585 code for a protein of 128 amino acids. Gene Ontology annotation, molecular function: nucleic acid binding; zinc ion binding; DNA-directed RNA polymerase activity. The transcript is spliced from 4 exons. The record is from RefSeq and is a predicted model, not a curated record. Gene Ontology annotation, cellular component: RNA polymerase II, core complex. Lineage: Eukaryota; Fungi; Ascomycota; Eurotiomycetes; Eurotiales; Aspergillaceae. Gene Ontology annotation, biological process: maintenance of transcriptional fidelity during transcription elongation by RNA polymerase II; transcription initiation at RNA polymerase II promoter; transcription-coupled nucleotide-excision repair.
GUGCAACUUCCCUGUAGGCCUUCUUCGGACUUCCAUCGCAGGUAUUAUUCUUAGUACCAGGCACUACCUUUCGCCACCGACAUUUCCGUAUAAGACCCGUGAACAACCUUCAUAUUUGCAACUACUUGAAAUCUCUUUUCAAGCCUAUCACCGACCUAUUUGCUCGAGUUCCUCGACGAAUCUUCAGCUUUUAGAAAAAUGUCUGCCAGCCCAUCUCCUUCCGCCGGUGGCGAUAGUAAGACAAAUGAACAGGUCCACUUUCGUUUUUGUCGCGAAUGCUCCAACUUACUUUACCCGAAAGAAGACCGCGUCAAUAACCGUUUGAUGUUUACGUGUCGAACCUGCCAUGUCGGCGAGCCGGCAAGCUCAUACUGCGUCUAUCAAAAUAAGCUCAACAGUCAAGUCGGAGACACAGCUGGUGUGACUCAGGAUGUGGGAUCUGAUCCUACGCUUCCUCGGUCGAACAAGCUCUGCCCAAGCUGCGGCGAAGCCGAAGCGGUCUUUUUCCAGUCUCAGCAGCGUUCUGCAGAAACCGGAAUGAAACUUUACUAUGUCUGUUGCGCGUGCGGCAACGUCUUCGUAUGAUUUGGAACGGUCUUUUGUCACCAUCGUGUUUUCGAUACCCAGUAUUGGUCCUUUUCAGCAUGGUUAUGGAGUUACGGCGAUGUCCGAGUAAUAAACAAGAAGAUAUUUU